This is a messenger RNA of Coregonus sp. 'balchen', 38310 nucleotides long. Lineage: Eukaryota; Metazoa; Chordata; Actinopteri; Salmoniformes; Salmonidae. The record is from the annotation of a GenBank genome assembly.
GCUCUGCAACUACUUCAUCGCCUCGUCCCACAACACCUACCUGAUGGGGGACCAGCUCAUGUCCCAGUCCCGCCUCGACAUGUACGCCUGGGUGCUGCAGGCCGGCUGCCGCUGCGUGGAAGGUCUCUGACUAACACGCACUCAUGCACCCAAACAAACGUUUCUGCAAGCAAGCGUGUACCCACACACAUAUUGUACAUAGAGUUUACAUACUGUUACAAAUAUUGUCUGUUUUGUCUUCAGUCAGAGAAUGUAAUGAGUCCCUAGUAGGUAACCGUUUGUGUGGGGGGGUUAUUAAUUAGAUUUGAGUGCACUACCUUCUCAUGGUUCCUCUGUUCAUUCCAUCCUUUCAUUUUCUUUCCCUCCACUGCAGUGGACUGCUGGGACGGGCAGGACGGAGAGCCCAUUGUGCACCACGGCUACACGCUGACCUCCAAGAUCCUCUUCAAAGACGUCAUCGAGACCAUCAACAAGUACGCCUUUGUGAAAAACAAGUAAGUGCGCCACCUCUGAAUUCUUAAUCUCGUUUUGUCCACAGACAUCCUAGCUAGCUUCUCGGGUUAACUCCCUAACAAAAAUACGAUAUAAAUCUAAACGUUUUUAUAGCACAUGGAAAAUUAGGUUGAUUGAUGUUUCGCUCGCACAUCAUCUGCUUUCAAGCGAUCUUUUAAGCCUUGUCCUUCAUCCUGAGCCUGUAUGGGAGAAUGAGAGGGAAUGAGGCGUUGAAUGAAAUUGCAGUCCGCAUGGCGUUUCAUGAGAUAUUGGUCUGAGAGCUUUUUGUCAUGCACGCAAUAGCAAGCCUACCAACAUCAUUCAUACAUGUUAAUGGUGACAAUAUAUCUUUCAGAUGUAGCCUACUUUACCUUAGGCUUUCUCGUAUGCUCCAGAUUAUGGUAUGCUCCAUGUAGUGCCUUCAGAAAGUAUUCAUAAUCCUCGACUUAUUCCACAUUUUGUUGCUACAACCUGAAUUCAAAAUGGGUUAAAUAUAUUUUUUUAAUUACACACAAUACUCCAUAAUGGCAAAGUGAAAACAUGUUUAUUUUUAUUUUAUUUUAGCAAAUGUAUUGAAAAUGAAAUACAGAAAUAUCUCAUCUACAUAAGUGUUCACACCCCUGAGUCAAUACUUUGUAGAAGCACCUUUGGUGGCAAUUACAGCUGAGAGUCUUUUUGGGUAAGUCCCUAAGAGCUUUGCACACCUGGAUUGUACAAUAUUUGUAAUAUUUGCCUAUUAUUCUUUGUACAAUUCUUCAAGCUCUGUCAAGUUGAUUGUUGAUCAUUGCUAGACAGCCAUUUUCAAGUCUUGCCAUAGAUGUUCAAGACGAUUUAAAUCAUUCAAUGUUGUCUUGGUAAGCAACUCCAGUGUAGAUUUGGCCUUGUGUUUUAGGUUAUUGUCCUGCUGAAAGGUGAAUUAGUCUCCCAGUGUCUGUUGGAAAGCAGACUGAACCAGGUUUUCCUCUAGGAUUUUGCCUGUGCUUGGCUCUUCCAUUUAUUUGUAUCCUAAAAAUAACUCCCUAGUCCUUGCCGAUGACAAGCAUACCCAUAACAUACCCAUGCUUGAAAAUAUGAAGAGUGGUACUCAGUGAUGUGUUGGAUUUGCCCCAAAUCGCUUUGUAUUCAGGACAAAAAGUUAAUUUCUUUGCCACAUUUUUUGCAGUAUUACUUAAGUGCGUUGUUGCAAACAGGAUGCAUAUUUUGGAAUAUUUUUUAUUCUGUACAGACUUCCUUUUUACUCUGUCAUUUAUGUUAGUAUUGUGGAGUAACUACAAUGUUGUUGAUCCAUCCUCAGUUUUCUCAUCACAACCAUCAAACUCGAACUGUUUUAAAGUCACCAUUGGCCUCAUGGUGAAAUCCCUGAGCAGUUUCCUUCCUCUCCAGCAACUGAGUUAGGCAGGACGCCUGUAUGUUUGUAGUGACUGGGUGUAUUGAUACACCAUCCAAAGCCUAAUAACUUCACCAUGCUUAAAGGGAUAUUCAGCACCUGCUUUUAUUUUAAUGUUUUAUUUACACAUCUACCAAUCGGUGCCCUUCUUUGUGAGACAUUGAAAAACUUCUCUGGUCUUUUGAGCUUGAAUCUGUGCUUGAAAUUCACUACUUGAUUGAGGGACCCUACAGGUGAUUGUAUGUGUGGGGUACAGAGAUGUAGUAGUCAUUCAAAAAUCAUGUAAACCUCUAUUAUUGAACACGGAAUAUGUCCAUGCAACUUAUGGGAUUUGUUAAGCACCUUUUUACUCCUGAACUUAUUUAGGCCUGUGAUAACUAAGGGUUUGAAUACUUAUUGACUCAAAACAUUUCAGCUUAUUUAUUUAUGUAAUUUUCUAAUAAUGUCUAAAAGCAAAAUUCCACUUUGACAUUAUGGGGUAUUGUGUGUGUGUGUGUGUAUAUCAGUGACAUAAAAUCUCAAUACAUUUUAAAUUCAGGCUGUAACAACAAAAUGCGGACAAAGUAAAGGGGUGUGAAUACUGUACUUUCUGAAGGCACUGUAUGGUUUUCACCAGCAGUGGUAAGCGCCAGAUGAACAAGGCUCAUGGUGAAUUAUAAUUAUAGUUAUUUCUAAGUCAUAAACUAUUAAAGAUGGUUUUCUCAGAAUAUUCCUAUUACAUACAGUGGGGAAAAAAAGUAUUUAGUCAGCCACCAAUUGUGCAAGUUCUCCCACUUAAAAAGAUGAGAGAGGCCUGUAAUUUUCAUCAUAGGUACACGUCAACUAUGACAGACAAAUUGAGAAAAUAAAUUCCAGAAAAUCACAUUGUAGGAUUUUUAAUGAAUUUAUUUGCAAAUUAUGGUGGAAAAUAAGUAUUUGGUCACCUUCAAACAAGCAAGAUUUCUGGCUGUCACAGACCUGUAACUUCUUCUUUAAGAGGCUCCUCUGUCCUCCACUCGUUACCUGUAUUAAUGGCACCUGUUUGAACUUGUUAUCAGUAUAAAAUACACCUGUCCACAACCUCAAACAGUCACACUCCAAACUCCACUAUGGCCAAGACCAAAGAGCUGUCAAAGGACACCAGAAACAAAAUUGUAGACCUGCACCAGGCUGGGAAGACUGAAUCUGCAAUAGGUAAGCAGCUUGGUUUGAAGAAAUCAACUGAGGGAGCAAUUAUUAGGAAAUAGAAGACAUACAAGACCACUGAUAAUCUCCCUCGAUCUUUUAUUUUAUUUAUUUUUUAUUUUACCUUUAUUUAACCAGGUAAACCAGUUGAGAACAAGUUCUCAUUUACAACUGCGACCUGGCCAAGAUAAAGCAUAGCAGUGCGAUAAAAACAAACACAGAGUUACAUAUGGGGUAAAACAAAACAAAGUCAAAAAUACAACAGAAAUACAUAUAAUAUACAGUGUGCAAAUUUAGCAAGUUAUGGAGGUAGGCAAUAAAAUAGGCUAUAGUGCAAAAUAAUUACAAUUAGUAUUAACACUGGAAUGAUAGAUGUGCAAGAGAUGAUGUGCAAAUAGAGAUACUGGGGUACAAAUGAGCAAAAUAGAUAACAAUAUAGGGAUGAGGUAGUUGGGCGGGCUAAUUUCAGAUGGGCUGUGUACAGGUGCAGUGAUCGGUAAGGUGCUCUGACAACUGAUGCUUAAAGUUAGUGAGGGAGAUAAGUGUCUCCAGCUUCAGAGAUUUUUGCAAUUUGUUCCAGUCAUUGGCAGCAGAGAACUGGAAGGAAUUGCGGCCAAAGGAGGUGUUGGCUUUGGGGAUGACCAGUGAGAUAUACCUGCUGGAGCGCAGACUACGGGUGGGUGUUGCUAUGGUGACCAAUGAGCUAAGAUAAGGCGGGGAUUUGCCUAGCAGUGAUUUAUAGAUGGCCUGGAGCCAGUGGGUUUGGCGACGAAUAUGUAGUGAGGACCAGCCAACAAGAGCGUACAGGUCACAGUGGUGGGUAUUAUAUGGGGCUUUGGAGACAAAACGGAUGGCACUGUGAUAGACUACAUCCAAUUUGCUGAGUAGAGUGUUGGAGGCUAUUUUGUAAAUGACAUCGCCGAAGUCAAGGAUCGGUAGGAUAGUCAGUUUUACGAGGGCAUGUUUGGCAGCAUGAGUGAAGGAGGCUUUGUUGCGAAAUAGGAAACCGAUUCUAGAUUUAACUUUGGAUUGGAGAUUCUUAAUGUGAGUCUGGAAGGAGAGUUUACAGUCUAACCAGACACCCUGAUAUUUGUAGUUGUCCACAUACUCUAGGUCAGACCCGUCGAGAGUAGUGAUUCUAGUCGGGUGGGCGGGUGCAAGCAGCGUUCGGUUGAAGAGCAUGCAUUUAGUUUUACUAGUGUUUAAGAGCAGUUGGAGGCUACUGAAGGAGUGUUGUAUGGAAUUGAAGCUUGUUUGGAGGUUUGUUAACACAGUGUCCAAUGAAGGGCCAGAUGUAUACAAAAUGGUGUCGUCUGCGUAGAGGUGGAUCUGAGAGUCACCAGCAGCAAGAGCGACGUCAUUGAUAUACACAGAGAAAAGAGUCGGCCCAAGAAUUGAACCCUGUGGCACCCCCAUAGAGACUGCCAUAGGUCCAGACAACAGGCCCUCCGAUUUGACACAUUGAACUCUAUCUGAGAAGUAGUUGGUGAACCAGGCGAGGCAGUCAUUUGAGAAACCAAGGCUAUUUAGUCUGCCAAUAAGAAUGCGGUGGUUGACAGAGUCGAAAGCCUUGGCCAGGUCAAUGAAAACGGCUGCACAGUACUGUCUAUUAUCGAUCGCGGUUAUAAUAUCGUUUAGGACCUUGAGCGUGGCUGAAGUGCACCCAUGACCAGCUCGGAAACCGGAUUGCAUAGCGGAGAAGGUACGGUGGGAUUCGAAAUGGUCGGUGAUCUGUUUGUUGACUUGGCUUUCAAAAACUUUUGAAAGGCAGGGCAGGAUGGAUAUGGGUCUGUAACAGUUUGGAUCUAGAGUGUCACCCCCCUUUGAAGAGGGGGAUGACCGCGGCAGCUUUCCAAUCUCUGGGGAUCUCAGACGUUACGAAAGAGAGGUUGAACAGGCUAGUAAUAGGGGUUGCGACAAUUUCGGCGGCUAGUUUUAGAAAGAAAGGGUCCAGAUUGUCUAGCCCAGAUGAUUUGUAGGGGUCCAGAUUUUGCAGCUCUUUUAGAACAUCAGCUGUCUGGAUUUGUGUGAAGGAGAAGCGGUGGGGGCAUGGGCAAGUUGCAGCGGAGGGUGCAGAGCUGGUGGCCGGGGUAGUGGUAGCCAGGUGGAAAGCAUGGCCAGCCGUAGCAAAAUGCUUGUUGAAAUUCUCGAUUAUUGUAGAUUUAUCGGUGGUGAUAGUGUUUCCUAGCCUCAGUGCAGUGGGCAGCUGGGAGGAAGUGCUCUUAUUUUCCAUGGACUUUACAGUGUCCCAAAACUUUUUGGAGUUAGUGCUACAGGAUGCAAAUUUCUGUUUGAAAAAGUUAGCCUUUGCUUUCCUAACUGCUUGUGUAUAUUGGUUCCUAACUUCCCUGAAAAGUUGCAUAUCGCGGGGGCUAUUUGAUGCUAAUGCAGUACGCCACAGGAUGUUUUUGUGCUGGUCAAGGGCAGUCAAGUCUGAGGAGAACCAGGGGCUAUAUCUGUUCUUAGUUCUGUAUUUUUUGAAUGGGGCAUGUCUAUUUAAGAUUGAGAGGAAAUUACUUUUAAAGAACAACCAGGCAUCCUCUACUGACGGAAUGAAAUCUAUAUCCAUCCAGGAUACCUGGGCCAGGUCAAUUAGGAAGGCCUGCUCGCUGAAGUGUUUUUGGGAGCGUUUGACAGUGAUGAGGGGUGGUCGUUUGACCGCGGACCCGUUACGGACGCAGGCAAUAAGGCAGUGAUCGCUGAGAUCCUGGUUGAAGACAGCGGAGGUGUAUUUAGAGGGUAAGUUAGUCAGGAUGAUAUCUAUGAGAGUACCCAUGUUUACGGAUUUAGGGUUGUACCUGGUAGGUUCGUUGAUAAUUUUUGUGAGAUUGAGGGCAUCUAGUUUAGAUUGUAGGAUGGCCGGGGUGUUAAGCAUAUCCCAAUUUAGGUCACCAAGCAGUACGAACUCUGAGGAUAGAUGGGGGGCAAUCAAUUCACAUAUGGUGUCCAGGGCACAGCUGGGGGCUGAGGGGGGUCUGUAGCAAGCGGCAACAGUGAGAGAUUUAUUUCUGGAAAGGUGGAUUUUUAGAAGUAGAAGCUCAAACUGUUUGGGCACAGACCUGGAUAGUAUGAUGGAGCUCUGCAGGCUAUCUCUACAGUAGAUUGCAACUCCACCCCCUUUGGCAGUUCUAUCUAAACGGAAAAUGUUAUAGUUGGGGAUGGAAAUUUCGUGGAGCCCCAGAAGAUCUGGGGCUCCACGCAAGAUCUCACCCCGUGGGGUCAAAAUGAACACAAGAACGGUGAGCAAAAAUCCCAGAACCACACGGGGGGACCUAGUGAAUGACCUGCAGAGAGCUGGGACCAAAGUAACAAAGCCUACCAUCAGUAACACACUACGCCGCCAGGGACUCAAAUCCUGCAGUGCCAGACGUGUCCCCCUGCUUAAGCCAGUACAUGUCCAGGCCCGUCUGAAGUUUGCUAGAGUGCAUUUGGAUGAUCCAGAAGAGGAUUGGGAGAAUGUCAUAUGGUCAGAUGAAACCAAAAUAGAAAUUUUUGGUAAAAACUCAACUCGUCGUGUUUGGAGGACAAAGAAUGCUGAGUUGCAUCCAAAGAACACCAUACCUACUGUGAAGCAUGGGGGUGGAAACAUCAUGCUUUGGGGCUGUUUUUCUGCAAAGGGGCCAGGACGACUGAUCCGUGUAAAGGAAAGAAUGAAUGGGGCCAUGUAUCAUGAGAUUUUGAGUGAAAACCUCCUUCCAUCAGCAAGGGCAUUGAAGAUGAAACGUGGCUGGGUCUUUCAGCAUGACAAUGAUCCCAAACACACCGCCCGGGCAACGAAGGAGUGGCUUCGUAAGAAGCAUUUCAAGGUCCUGGAGUGGCCUAGCCAGUCUCCAGAUCUCAACCCCAUAGAAAAUCUUUAGAGGGAGUUGAAAGUCUGUGUUGCCCAGCGACAGCCCCAAAACAUCACUGCUCUAGAGGAGAUCUGCAUGGAGGAAUGGGCCAAAAUACCAGCAACAGUGUGUGAAAACCUUGUGAAGACUUACAGAAAACGUUUGACCUGUGUCAUUGCCAACAAAGGGUAUAUAACAAAGUAUGGAGAAACUUUUGUUAUUGACCAAAUACUUACUUUCCACCAUAAUUUGCAUAUAAAUUCAUAAAAAAUCCUACAAUGUGAUUUUCUGGAAUUGUUUUUCUCAUUUUGUCUUUCAUAGUUGACGUGUACCUAUGAUGAAAAUUACAGGCCUCUCUCAUCUUUUUAAGUGGGAGAACUUGCACAAUUGGUGGCUGACUAAAUACUUUUUUCCCCACUGUAUAGGUUGUUCUCAGUGCCUCAGUCUCUUUCAUUGAAUUGGUUCCCUUGAACCAAGCAAGCGUACAAAUUGAUGCUCCGCUAGAAUGAAAUCAAUCAUAGACUAUACAAUGAGCCCCCGGGAUCGUUGUUGAAAGGCACUGCUCAACAAUGUGUUGUAUUGUAUUCCUCUGGGCUCACUGGAGCGAGCGAGAGUUUCCACGUGACCUGCACACCCACACAGACCUCAUCAAAGAUGCGGCGCUGGUGUAGGUGAUAAUCCUAUCAAGACUGUCAAAAUGCACGCAAACUGUAUAUGAGACUGUAUGUGUGACACAGUAACAGAGUGUGUGUGUGAAAGGGUCUGCAUGUGUGUCUGUUUUUUGUUCUGGUUCAAGACUGUAUGCAACGCGUUCUGUAGAUAAUUGUUUGAACGGCCAGGAAUGUAUUCAACUUCAAAGAACGUUGUAAUUUCUGAGACACUUCAAAAUCGCAUUUUAGAGGGUUGAAGGUGAUCACAUCGGAAUUAAACUGUAGUCACACAACUGAGAACCCAUGGCUGUACUGUCAACUGUUUCAAUAGUGAUAACCCAUUGCCAAGGCUGUACAAGGUGCAAUUUGUUUUUCUUUUGAUACUGUAUGUCAGUCACUGACAUUCACACAAUUAGCCAUGUCAGCUAACAAUUUUUUGAUUGCUAAGUUAGUCUAGCGGCCAGCUAUCUAAACUUAGUCGGGGGUGGUGUGUAUGCACAUUUGGCAACUGCGGCCCCUCAUGAUGAGUUCAGAUUUUUUGUGUGGCCCCACCCCCAUCAGUUGCCCAUCCCCUGAUAUAGAUAUAUCUCUGUCAGUACCUGUGUCUUUGUCCUUAAGUCUCAUUGUGAUGGUAACCCACGGCUGUACCGGUCUCUGUGUAACCCACGGCUGUACCUGAGUCUCUGUGUAACCCACGGCUGUACCUGAGUCUCUGUGUAACCCACGGCUGUACCUGAGUCUCUGUGUAAACCACGGCUGUCUCUGUCAGCUACCCAGUGAUCCUGUCCAUAGAGAACCACUGCAGCGUCCCCCAGCAGAAGAAGAUGGCCCAGUACCUGGUGGAGGUGAUGGGAGACAAGCUGGACCUCUCAGCCAUCAAGGCAGACGAACAGGGUCGCCUGCCCUCCCCAGACACCCUCAAAGGGAAGAUACUCAUCAAGGUAAACACUUUGAAUAUAUACACACACAAACACACACACACACACACACACACACACACACACACACACACACACACACACACACACACACACACACACACACACACACAGAGAGAUAAGUCUGAUCCUCAGCAGCCAGUCUAUCCUCAUAGACCAGGGUUCUCUCCACCCUCCAUCCCAGAGAGGCGAUCUACUAGGAGUGCAGGGUUUUGUUCCUUCCCAACACUAAUAAACUUGAUUUCAGCAAUCAUGGUUCUGCAGCCUGCAAAAGCAAUGCAUCAUAUAAGGAACAAGUAAAGUCAUUUCUAAAAAGGUAAGGCGUCCCACUUCCUUCAUGCUCUGUGAAUGUCGAUGGAAAUUGUUGAAUCUAGCUGACUUUAGGGCAGUGGAUGGUCACGACAAAUUGGUCCACAUCAGACUGCUAUGGGUCAAUGAGCACUCCACCUCCCAGCGCUAGUUACCACGCUAAUCAUGUUUACAUACUGUUUUACUCAUUUCAUAUGUGCUGUACAGUCGUGGUCAAAAGUUUUGAGAAUGACACAAGUAUUGGUCUUCACAAAGUUCACUGCUUCAGUGUUAUGAGAUAUUUUUGUCAGAUGUUACUAUGGUAUACUGAAGUAUAAUUACAAGCAUUCCAUAAGUGUCAAAGGCUUUUAUUGACAAUUACAUUAAGUUUAUGCAAAGAGUCAAUAUUUGCGGUGUUGACCCUUCUUUUUCAAGUCCUCUGCAAUCCUCCCUGGCAUGCUGUCAAUUAACUUCUGGGCCACAUCCUGACUGAUGGCAGCCCAUUCUUGCAUAAUCAAUGCUUGGAGUUUGUCAGAAUUUGUUGGUGUUUGUGGAUCGACCACAAAAUUCUCAAUGGGAUUAAGGUCUGGGGAGUUUCCUGGUCAUGGACCCAAAAUGUCAAUGUUUUGUUCCCCGAGCCACAUAGUUAUCACUUUUGCCUUAUGGCAAGGUGCUCCAUCAUGCUGGAAAAGGCAUUGGUCGUCACCAAACUGUUCUUGGAUGGUUGGGAGAAGUUGCACUUGGAGGAUGUGUUGGUACCAUUCUUUAUUCAUGGCUGUGUUCUUAGGCAAAAUUGUGAGUGAGCCCACUCCCUUGGCUGAGAAGCAACCCCACACAUGAAUGGUUUCAGGAUGCUUUACUAUUGGCAUGACACAGGACUGAUGGUAGCGCUCACCUUGUCUUUUCCAGACAAGGUGUUUUCCGAUGCCCCAAACAAUCGGGAAGGGGAUUCAUCAGAGAAAAUGACUUUACCCCAGUCCUCAGCAGUCCAAUCCCUGUACCUUUUGCAGAAUAUCAGUCUGUCCCUGACGUUUUUCCUGGAGAGAAGUGACUUCUUUGCUGCCCUUCUUGACACCAGGCCAUCCUCCAAAAGUCUUCGCCUCACUGUGCGUGCAGAUGCACUCACACCUGCCUGCUGCCAUUCCUGAGCAAGCUCUGCACUGGUGGUGCUGAAUCAACUUUAGGAGACGGUCCUGGCGCUUGCUGGACUUUCUUGGGCGCCCUGAGGCCUUCUUCACAACAAUUGAACCUCUCUCCUUGAAGUUCUUGAUGAUCCGAUAAAUGGUUGGUUUAGGUGCAAUCUUACUAGCAGCAAUAUCCUUGCCUGUGAAGCCCUUUUUGUGCAAAGCAAUGAUGACGGCACCAUGGUUAACAGAGGAAGAACAAUGAUUCCAAGCACCACCCUCCUUUUUAAAGCUUCCAGUCUGUUAUUCUAACUCAAUCAGCAUGACAGAGUGAUAUCCAGCCUUGUCCUUGUCAACACUCUCACCUGUGUUAGCGAGAGAAUCACUGACAUGAUGGCAGCUGGUCCUUUUGUGGCAGGGCUGAAAUGCAUUGGAAUUUUUUGGGGGGGAUUAAGUUCAUUUUCAUGGCAAAGAGGGACUUUGCAAUUAAUUGCAAUUCAUCUGAUCACACUUCAUGACAUUCUGGAGUAUAUGCAAAUUGCCAUCAUCAAAACUGAAGCAGCAGACUUUGUGAAAAUUAGUAUUUGUGUCAUUCUCAAAACUUUUGACCACAACUGUAUAUACUGUAUUCUACUGUAUUUUAGUCAAUGCCAUUCCGACAUUGCUCGUCCUAGUAUACAGUGGGGGAAAAAAGUAUUUAGUCAGCCACCAAUUGUGCAAGUUCUCCCACUUAAAAUGAUGAGAGAGGCCUGUAAUUUUCAUCAUAGGUACAUGUCAACUAUGACAGACAAAAUGAGAUUUUUUUUUCCAGAAAAUCACAUUGUAGGAUUUUUAAUGAAUUUAUUUGCAAAUUAUGGUGGAAAAUAAGUAUUUGGUCAAUAACAAAAGUUUCUCCAUACUUUGUUAUAUACCCUUUGUUGGCAAUGACACAGGUCAAACGUUUUCUGUAAGUCUUCACAAGGUUUUCACACACUGUUGCUGGUAUUUUGGCCCAUUCCUCCAUGCAGAUCUCCUCUAGAGCAGUGAUGUUUUGGGGCUGUCGCUGGGCAACACGGACUUUCAACUCCCUCCAAAGAUUUUCUUUGGGGUUGAGAUCUGGAGACUGGCUAGGCCACUCCAGGACCUUGAAAUGCUUCUUACGAAGCCACUCCUUCGUUGCCCGGGAGGUGUGUUUGGGAUCAUUGUCAUGCUAAAAGACCCAGCCACGUUUCAUCUUCAAUGCCCUUGCUGAUGGAAGGAGGUUUUCACUCAAAAUCUCACGAUACAUGGCCCCAUUCAUUCUUUCCUUUACACGGAUCAGUCGUCCUGGUCCCUUUGCAGAAAAACAGCCCCAAAGCAUGAAGUUUCCACCCCCAUGCUUCACAGUAGGUAUGGUGUUCUUUGGAUGCAACUCAGCAUUCUUUGUCCUCCAAACACGUUGAGUUGAGUUUUUACCAAAAAGUUCUAUUUUGGUUUCAUCUGACCAUAUGACAUUCUCCCAAACUGCAGACGGGCCUGGACAUGUACUGGCUUAAGCAGGGGGACACGUCUGGCAAUGCAGGAUUUGAGUCCCUGGCGGAGUAGUGUGUUACUGAUGGUAGGCUUUGUUACUUUGGUCCCAGCUCUCUGCAGGUCAUUCACUAGGUCCCCCCGUGUGGUUCUGGGAUUUUUGCUCACCGUUCUUGUGAUCAUUUUGACCCCACGGGGUGAGAUCUUGCGUGGAGCCCCAGAUCGAGGGAGAUUAUCAGUGGUCUUGUAUGUCUUCCAUUUCCUAAUAAUUGCUCCCACAGUUGAUUUCUUCAAACCAAGCUGCUUACCUAUUGCAGAUUCAGUCUUCCCAGCCUGGUGCAGGUCUACAAUUUUGUUUCUGGUGUCCUUUGACAGCUCUUUGGUCUUGACCAUAGUGGAGUUUGGAGUGUGACUGUUUGAGGUUGUGGACAGGUGUCUUUUUUAUACUGAUAACAAGUUCAAACAGGUGCCAUUAAUACAGGUAACGAGUGGAGGACAGAGGAGCCUCUUAAAUAAGUUGUUACAGGUCUGUGAGAGCCAGAAAUCUUGCUUCUUUGUAGGUGACCAAAUACUUAUUUUCCACCAUAAUUUGCAAAUAAAUUCAUUAAAAAUCCUACAAUGUGAUUUUCUGGAAAAAAAAAUCUCAUUUUGUCUGUCAUAGUUGACAUGUACCUAUGAUGAAAAUUACAGGCCUCUCUCAUCAUUUUAAGUGGGAGAACUUGCACAAUUGGUGGCUGACUAAAUACUUUUUUUCCCCACUGUAUAUAUUUAUAUAUCUACAGUACCAGUCAAAAGUUUGGACACACCUACUCAUUCAAGGGUUUUUCUUUAUUUUUACUAUUUUCUACAUUGUAGAAUAAUAGUGAAGACAUCAAAACUAUGGAAUAACACAUAUGGAAUCAUGUAGUAACCAAAAAAGUGUUAAACAAAUAAAAAUAUAUUUGAGAUUUAAGAUUCUUGAAAUAGCCACCCUUUGCCUUGAUGACAGCUUUGCACACUCUUGGCAUUCUCUCAACCAGCUUCAUGAGGUAGUCACCUGGAAUGCGUUUCAGUUAACAGGUGUGCCUUGUUAAAAGUUAAUUUGUGAAAUUUCUUUCCUUCUUAAUGUGUUUGAGCCAAUCAGUUGUGUUGUCACAAGGUAGGGGAAUUAUACAGAAGAUAGCCCUAUUUGUUAAAAGACCAAGUCGAUAUUAUGGCAAGAACAGCUCAAAUAAGCAAAGAGAAAUGACUUUUUACUUUAAGACAUGAAGGUCAGUCAAUCUGGUGUGUCCUUUUGACUGGUACUGAAGUCUGGCUUGGGCAACCAUUUGGCCGCUGCACAGUAGAGCUGCAUGUAAUGGUACAAUAACUGCUACAAGAUCGUUUGGAACGGGCUGAGGGGACAGAUGUUCACUGCGGUUUUGCAAUCUCGUUUGAUUGUGGAUCGUUAUAGUUUUCAUACCAGUACCAUACUGCCAUGUUUAACACAGCACUGUUCUCUCUCUGUCCCCCUCUUAGAGGAAUGUUGUCUAUGGAGGUAUGUACGGUUAGCAGGGCAGUUUAUCAUUCAAACAAACUGUUACUUAACAACACGCUAAGAACAUGUAACAAAAUAGAGCCGUAGUGAGGAAGGUGAAAUGUGACCACAAAUAGAAACGUAUUAUGUGGAACAGACAUUCUCCCUUUGUCAAGGAGAAUGGGCAUUUGUCAGCUUUAUGUAUGAUAUUUCUAUCUACAACAUUUUGAACAUGACCUUUCUGAACACUACCCCAGAUAUACUGGUCUGGGAUCAAUCCCUAGUGGCUGCUGUAUCUGUUACAGCGGUUACACCUUAUGCACUCUGGGGGGGAAAGCUUAAUGGUUUAGAUUGGGGACCACCUCUAUGCAUUAACAACCAAUUCAGAAAGUAAACCCAAUUCUACAUUUUCCUCAUUGAAAAGCAUUAAAGAGAAUUGGAAUUGGAAUUUCAGUAUACUUGAAAUGGAAUUGUCCCUGGCACACACAGAGGGCAUAGAAUGCAGUACUGGUAAAGUUUCCCCAAGACACUGAUUUUUAAGGUCAGUUUUGUGUCCCCACCCCCUAAAGGUUUUUUAUUUUUAUUUUAUUUCACCUUUUAUUUAACCAGGUAAGCCAGUUGAGAACAAGUUCUCAUUUACAACUGCGACCUGGCCAAGAUGAAGCAAAGCAGUGCGAUAAAAACAACAACACAGAGUUACAUAUGGGGUAAACAAAACGUACAGUCAAUAACACAAUAGAAAAUCUAUAUACAGUGUGUGCAAAUGUAGUAAGUUAUGGAGGUAAGGCAAUAAAUCGGCCAUAGUGCAAAAUAAUUACAAUUUAGUAUUAACACUGGAAUGAUAGAUGUGCAGAAGAUGAUGUGCAAAUAGAGAUACUGGGGUGCACAUGAGCAAAAUAAAUAACAAUAUUGGGAUGAGGUAGUUGGGUGGGCUAAUUUCAGAUGGGCUGUGUACAGGUGCAGUGAUCGGUAAGGUGCUCUGACAACUGAUGCUUAAAGUUAGUGAGGGAGAUAGGAGUCUCCAGCUUCAGAGAUGUUUGCAGUUCGUUCCAGUCAUUGGCAGCAGAGAACUGGAAGGAAUGGCGGCCAAAGGAGGUGUUGGCUUUGGGGAUGACCAGUGAUAUAUACCUGCUGGAGCGCAGACUACGGGUGGGUGUUGCUAUGGUGACCAAUGAGCUAAGAUAAGGCGGGGAUUUGCCUAGCAGUGAUUUAUAGAUGACCUGGAGCCAGUGGGUUUGGCGACGAAUAUGUAGUGAGGGCCAGCCAACAAGAGCGUACAGGUCACAGUGUUGGGUAGUGUAUGGGGCUUUGGAGACAAAACGGAUGGCACUGUGAUAGACUACAUACAAUUUGCUGAGUAGAGUGUUGGAGGCUAUUUUGUAAAUGACAUCGCCGAAGUCAAGGAUUGGUAGGAUAGUCAGUUUUUUACGAGGGCAUGUUUGGCAGCAUGAGUGAAGGAGGCUUUGUUGCGAAAUAGGAAGCUGAUUCUAGAUUUAACUUUGGAUUGGAGAUGCUUAAUGUGAGUCUGGAAGGAGAGUUUAUGGUCUAACCAGACACCUAGGUAUUUGUAGUUGUCCACAUAUUCUAAGUCAGACCCACCGGUCCAGUACGUACUGGAGCGUUAACUGGUCCUAGAUCUGUGCCCAAGGGGGAUUCCUUCCCAGAAGCUCAUAAAAUGGUGCUAUUGGGAAAACUCUCUGCAAUGGAAUAUGAAACCGUGCGAUUUCUAUUGGUCAUGUUCAGAUAGGCCCUCCCUCUUUCAGAACGUUUUCUUUCGUUUGGUGCCUAAUGAAUAUGACCCAGAUAUUAACGGCACAUUUGUCUGCCAGGGCAAGAAGCUCCCGUCGAACAUUGACGAAGACAACGAAGAGGGUGAUGUGACGGAUGAAGACAGUGCUGACGAGAUGGAGGACGACUGCAAACUGAUAAAUGGAGAUGUAAGGACCCCACCCCUCUUCCUCCCUCCAUUUACCCAUCCUCAUCCCUGCGGCCGUUCUAUUCUAUAUUGUACUUUCUAUCUAUUCUAUAUCUAUAUAUUUUAUCCUGUGUAUUGUGCUGGAUGUUGUUUGAUGCUAAUUGGAGUCUAGAAACUAUCUUUGUCUGUUUGUCGCUGUUAUAUUAUCUCAUUAUGUGUGCUGUUAAAAGUGUGUGUGUUUGUCAGGGAUAAGCUUUCUGUUCCUGUUUGUUCUUGAUGAAUGUAGUCUCAAUUAAGCAUCAGCCACUGUCCGUUCGUUGGUGCUCCCAGCUCAUGUCUCGUCUUCGCUGUCAUAAAGCUCUGUUGCUCGCUCGCUCUCUCUCUCUCUCUCUCGCUCUCAAGAUGUCGUCCGCUCAUUCUGAAGUGGAAGGUACUGUAAAACGUCGUAAUUAUCAGGCUUCUUUAAUCAUCACCCCAAUCGUUUCCCAUUUAACAUACGCACACACUACACCUGUGACUAUGCUGUCCAAAGCCAGUGCCGAGAUAUCUAUGAAAUCACUGAAAUAUAAUUCCUAAAAGGGACAUGGUGCCUAUGGGAUUUUAUGAAACCUUACUCAAAGUGAGAAACUUCACCGUGAUCAUGGAUGGCAUGGUUUUAAGGCUACGUCCCAAUACAUCUCCACGGUGACUUGUCCUCGUCCCCUUUCCUUACCCAAUCAUAUGACAAGAUGGUUGUCAUCAAGCCCUUUCAGGUUAGUGGACAUGAAGGAAAGGAGAUGUGGAAUGGAGACCGGAGCCAUAUAUCUACAUGUAUGGCUCUGAUAGAAACUAUUAAGACUACUGGAACAUAGAGCUUGCUAUGUACAUCUCUCUUGAUAAAAAAGAGGUUGAAACUUGCUGGUAACUUACAGCACAUCUCAAGACGUUGUUUAUGUGCAUGUGGAGAGGACCGGGCGUUGGUUUGUGGUGAACUUCGCCACCUAGUGGUAGAAGCAUGCAAAUGCUUUAAACCCAUUUUGAAAUGACCUUUUAUUAGGCCUCAGGUUCAACUUUCAUACUCAUGCUCUCAUUUCACCCUUUACAUAAUACAUAUGAAACACAUUAUAUAGUACAUAUUAAUGAAUAAUCCAAUUCUCCAGGAUUGCACAGAAAAUGCAGUGAAUCCAUUAUGCGUCAUUUUACAUUUUAGUCAUUUAGCAGACGCUCUUUAUCCAGAGCGACUUACAGGAGCAAAAUAGGGUUAAGUGCCUUGCUCAAGGGCACAUCGACAGAUCGUUCACCUAGUCGGCUCGGGGAUUCAAACCUUUCGGUUUUCUGGCCCGCCGCUCUUAACCGCUAGGCUACCUGCCUCCCCAUCAUGUCUGUCUUAUAUCAGCCAGUUUUAAGGGUCUGGAAGUUACCAGGCAUAUUGUCAUAAAGAAGUUAUUUCAACUGAUGAAAUAUGUACUGGUUUCAAAUGGAACCUUAUUUCCUGUAGUGCACUAUUUACGAAUAUUAGGGUUGUCUUCCGUCAACUGCAAUAGUUUUCUAUCAACGUUAUUGUGUAUCUAGUUUAUUUUAUUUUCUCUAUUCAUUGCUGACAUUUUGCAUGACCAAUCAUUCCUUUUGUCAAUCAGAAAAUGCAAUUAGCUAGCUAUGUUUUUUGCUAAGGUUUCAGUAUCAAUACCAGCCCUUUUUUCUUCACACUGUUUAUUCUUGCUCCCACACUCCCUCCCUCCAGACGUCCAUGACCAGGAAGCAGGUGGAGAACGUGGCUAAGAAGAAGCUGGACAACCUGAUGAAGGAGUCUAAGAUCCGUGACCAGGAGGACCCUGACAGCUUCACCAUCGCUGCCCAGCCCCCCUCGGGAAAGACCACCGACAAGUCACCAUCCAAGGUAACACCCCCGGCCCUUUAGACCAGACCUGGGUGCAAAUACUACUUGAAAUCUUUCUUGUGGUUCUUUGCACUAUUCAGACUUUUCAAUUGGUUCCAUUGCAACAGGCAAGCUCAAUCAAGCACAUAAACAGUAUUUGAAAUUAUUUCAAACAAUAUUUCAGCACCCAGGUCUGUUGUAGCUACUGAAGAAAUGUAGUCUGCCACACGCACACCCACUGUAAAUGUAGUCUAUUAACGCAUACCAACUGCAAAUGUAGUCUAUUAACGCAUACCAACUGCAAAUGUAGUCUACCACAUGCACGCCCACUGCAAAUGUAGUCUGCCAUAUGUACGCUCACUGCAACACGCACGCCCACUGCAAAUGUAGUCUGCCACAUGCACGUCUACUGCAAAUAUAGUCUGCCACACGCACGCCCUCUGCCAAUGUGCUGGAAGAUGGCUUAAUGAAGUGACCUAUAUUCUGCCAGGCCUAUUCUACCACUCUAAGUAAUUUAAGUGGUAUUUUGUGUAUGUAAAGUCUGUUUAUAUUAAGUGUUUGUACGCUCUCUCUUCCAGGGGGACGAAGCCAACCCCAGCACUAACAAGCGUCUGGGCAGGACCUUCAUGGGCAGCUUCUCCAAACGCAAGGUGGGCUUCACCGCCCCCUCCCCCCCCCCCCUCCUUUCCAAUGCAUCUCUCUCUCCUCCCCUCUCCUGUCCACCUUCACAGUUCAUCUCUCUCUCCUCCACUCUCCUCUCCACCUUCCCAGUUCAUCUCUCUCUCCUCCUCUCCACCUUCCCAGUUCAUCUCUCUCUCCUCCUCUCUUGUCCACCUUCCCAGUUCAUCUCUCUCUCCUCCUCUCCUCUCCACCUUCCCAGUUCAUCUCUCUCUCCUCCUCUCUUGUCCACCUUCCAUUUCAUCUCUCUCUCUCCUCCUCUCCUCUCCACCUUCCCAGUUCAUCUCUCUCUCCUCCUCUCCUCUCCACCUUCCCAGUUCAUCUCUCUCUCCUCCUCUCUUGUCCACCUUCCCAGUUCAUCUCUCUCUCCUCCUCUCCUGUCCACCUUCCCAGUUCAUCUCUCUCUCCUCCUCUCUUGUCCACCUUCCCAGUUCAUCUCUCUCUCCUCCUCUCCUGUCCACCUUCCCAAUUUAUCUCUCUCUCCUCCUCUCCUCUCCACCUUCCCAGUUCAUCUCUCUCUCCUCCUCUCCUGUCCACCUUCCCAGUUUAUCUCUCUCUCCUCUCCUCUCCACCUUCCCAGUUCAUCUCUCUCUCCUCCUCUCCUGUCCACCUUCCCAGUUCAUCUCUCUCUCUCCUCUCCUGUCCACCUUCCCAGUUCAUCUAUCUCAAAUCAAUUCAAUUCAAAGGGCUUUAUUGGCAUGGGAAACAUAUGUUUACAUUGCCAAAGCAAGUGAAAUAGAUAAACAAAAGUGAAAUAAACAAUCAGAAAUGAACAGUAAACAUUACACUCACACAUUUCACAGGAAUAGAUACAUUUUCAAAUGUCAUAUUAUGGCCACGUGCAGUGUACUCUCUGUUUAGGGCCAAAUUGCAUUCUAGUUUGCUCUGUUUUUUUCUUAAUUACUUGACACAUUGGAAAGAAUUCUCUAUUUGUUUUCUCAUGAUUUGGUAGGGUCUAAUUGUGUUGCUGUCCUAGGGCUCUGUGGGGCCUGUUUGUGUUUGUGAACAGAGCCCCAGGACCAGCUUUCUUAGGGGACUCUUCUCCAGGUUAAUCUCUCUGUAGGUGAUGGCUUUGUUUGGGAAUCGCUUCCUUUUAGGUGGUUAUAGUAAAUUAUUUCACGGUUAUUUUCUGGAUUUUGAUAAUUAGCGGGUAUCAUCCUAAUUCUGCUCUGCAUGCAUCAUUUGGUGUUUUACGUUGUACACAAAGGAUGUUUUUGCAGAAUUCUGCAUGCUGUCUCAAUUUGGUGUUUAUCCCAUUUUGUGAAUUCUUGGUUUGUGAGCAGACCUUAGACCUCACAACCAUAAAGGACAAUGGGUUCUAUAACUGAUUGAAGUAUUUUUAGCCAGAUCCUAAUUGGGAUGUCGAAUUUUAUGUUCCUUUUGAUGGGGUUGAUGGCCCUUCUUGCCUUGUCUCUCAAAUCGUUCACAGCUUUGUGGAAGUUACCUGUUGUGCUGAUGUUUAGGCUGAGGUAGGUAUAGUUUUUUUGUGUGCUCUAAGGCAACGGCGUCUAGAAGGAUUUUGUGUUUGCGGUCCUGGCAACUGGACCUUUUUUGGAACACCAUUAUUUUUGUCUUACUAAGAUUUACUGCCCUUGCCAAUUCGUUGAUAUACAGUGCAUUCGGAAAGUAUUCAGACCCACUGACUUUUUCCACAUUUUGUUACGAUAGACUUAUUUAAAAAUUAAUGAAAUAAAAAAAUAUCCUCAUCAAUCUAUACACAAUACCCCAUAAUGACAAAGCAUUUUUGCAAAUGUAUUAAAAAUUAAAAACAGAAAUACCUUAUUUACAUAAGUAUUCAGACCCUUUGCUAUGAGACUUGAAAUUGAUCUCAGGUUCAUCCUGUUUCUAUUGAUUGGAAACAAUGGAUGAUCUCUCUCCCUCCCCAGUGCAUCUCUCUCACUCUCCCUUCCCAGUGCCUCUCGUUCUCUAUCCCAUAUACUGUAUAGGGAUAGGAUGCAAUAUACUGUAUAGGGAUAGGAUGCAAUAUACUGUAUAGGGAUAGGAUGCAAUAUACUGUAUAGGGAUAGGAUGCAAUAUACUGUAUAGGGAUAGGAUGCAAUAUACUGUAUAGGGAUAGGAUGCAAUAUACUGUAUAGGGAUAGGAUGCAAUAUACUGUAUAGGGAUAGGAUGCAAUAUACUGUAUAGGGAUAGGAUGCAAUACCAGACGCAGCUCUUCCCUGAGUCUUUAGUGCCGUUGUGACUGUAUUUGACCUUCUCCCUCCAGAAAAAGGCUGUCAAGCUGAAGAAGACCAACAGCCUUGAAGACACCGACACGGACCAGGAGAGCACCAGCAGUGCCUCCCGCGCCCCCCUGCACCACAGCAGGUACUGUUACCAUGGAGACAUGGUCUGUUACCAUUGAGACAUGGUCUGUUACCAUGGAGACAUGUUACACCUGCACCAGUUACAGUACUAAUGGAAAACACUUGUACUGUUACCAUUGAGACGCUCUCUACAACGGUACUGUAACCCUAGAUGUACCAUAGAACUGUCCCACUGGCUAACUGGUUGUUCUCAAGCAGGAAGAAGACCAUGAAGCUGACCAGGGCUCUGUCAGACCUGGUCAAAUACACAAAGUCAGUGGGUGUCUCCGACAUAGAGAAACAAGGUGAGCAGGGGGAACAAAAAUCUCCCUACCUGAACCUGCUUCAAUAUACUGACACUGGCCUCGUCUCCCUACCUGAACCUGCUUCACUAUACUGACACUGGCCCCAUCUCCCUACCUGAACCUGCUUCACUAUACUGACACUGGCCCCGUCUCCCUACCUGAACCUGCUUCACUAUACUGACACUGGCCCCGUCUCCCUACCUGAACCUGCUUCACUAUACUGACACUGGCCCUGUCUCCCUACCUGAGACUGCUUCACUAUACUGACACUGGCCCCAUCUCUCUACAUGAGACUGCUUCACUAUACUGACACUGGCCCCAUCUUUCUACAUGAGACUGCUUCACUAUACUGACACUGUCCCCAUCUCUCUACAUGAGACUGCUUCACUAUACUGACACUGGCCCCAUCUCCCUACCUGAACCUGCUUCACUAUACUGACACUGGCCCCAUCUCCCUACCUGAACCUGCUUCACUAUACUGACACUGGCCCCAUCUCCCUACCUGAACCUGCUUCACUAUACUGACACUGGCCCCAUCUCCCUACCUGAACCUGCUUCACUAUACUGACACUGGCCCCAUCUCCCUACCUGAACCUGCUUCACUAUACUGACACUGGCCCCAUCUCCCUACCUGAACCUGCUUCACUAUACUGACACUGGCCCCAUCUCCCUACCUGAACCUGCUUCACUAUACUGACACUGGCCCCAUCUCCCUGCAUGAGACUGCUUCACUAUACUGACACUGGCCCCAUCUCCCUACCUGAACCUGCUUCACUAUACUGACACUGGCCCCAUCUCCCUACCUGAACCUGCUUCACUAUACUGACACUGGCCCCAUCUCCCUACCUGAACCUGCUUCACUAUACUGACACUGGCCCCAUCUCCCUACCUGAGAUUGCUUCACUAUACUGACACUGGCCCCAUCUCCCUACCUGAGAUUGCUUCACUAUACUGACACUGGCCCCAUCUCCCUACCUGAGACUGCUUCACUAUACUGACACUGGCCCCAUCUCCCUACCUGAACCUGCUUCACUAUACUGACACUGGCCCCAUCUCCCUACAUGAGACUGCUUCACUAUACUGACACUGGCCCCAUCUCCCUACAUGAGACUGCUUCACUAUACUGACACUGGCCCCGUCUCCCUACCUGAGACUGCUUCACUAUACUGACACUGUCCCCAUCUCUCUACAUGAGACUGCUUCACUAUACUGACACUGGCCCCAUCUCUCUACAUGAGACUGCUUCACUAUACUGACACUGGCCCCAUCUCUCUACAUGAGACUGCUUCACUAUACUGACACUGUCCCCAUCUCUCUACAUGAGACUGCUUCACUAUACUGACACUGGGCCCCAUCUCCCUACCUGAACCUGCUUCACUAUACUGACACUGGCCCCAUCUCCCCUACCUGAACCUGCUUCACUAUACUGACACUGGCCCCAUCUCCCUACCUGAACCUGCUUCACUAUACUGACACUGGCCCCAUCUCCCUACCUGAACCUGCUUCACUAUACUGACACUGGCCCCAUCUCCCUACAUGAGAUGCUUCACUAUACUGACACUGGCCCCAUCUCCCUACCUGAACCUGCUUCACUAUACUUACACUGGGCCCUCUCCCUACCUGAACCUGCUUCACUAUACUGACACUGGCCCCAUCUCCCUACCGAGACUGCUUCACUAUACUGACACUGGCCCCAUCUCCCUACCUGAACCUGCUUCACUAUACUGACACUGGCCCCAUCUCCCUACCUGAACCUGCUUCACUAUACUGACACUGGCCCCAUCUCCCUGCAUGAGACUGCUUCACUAUACUGACACUGGCCCCAUCUCCCUACCUGAACCUGCUUCACUAUACUGACACUGGCCCCAUCUCCCUACCUGAACCUGCUUCACUAUACUGACACUGGCCCCAUCUCCCUACCUGAACCUGCUUCACUAUACUGACACUGGCCCCAUCUCCCUACAUGAGACUGCUUCACUAUACUGACACUGGCCCCAUCUCCCUACCUGAACCUGCUUCACUAUACUGACACUGGCCCCAUCUCCCUACCUGAACCUGCUUCACUAUACUGACACUGGCCCCAUCUCCCUACAUGAGAUUGCUUCACUAUACUGACACUGGCCCCAUCUCCCUACCUGAACCUGCUUCACUAUACUGACACUGGCCCCAUCUCCCUACCUGAACCUGCUUCACUAUACUGACACUGGCCCCAUCUCCCUACCUGAACCUGCUUCACUAUACUGACACUGGCCCCAUCUCCCUACCUGAACCUGCUUCACUAUACUGACACUGGCCCCAUCUCCCUACAUGAGAUUGCUUCACUAUACUGACACUGGCCCAAUCUCCCUACGUGUGUGUCUCGCGUGUGUGUGUGUGUCUUGUUUGUGUCUCGUGUGUGUGUGUGCCUUGUUUGUGUCUCGUGUGUGUGUGUGUGCCUUGUUUGUGUCUCGUGUGUGUGUGUGUGCCUUGUUUGUGUGUUGUGUGUGUGUGUGUGUGCCUUGUUUGUGUCUCGUGUGUGUGUGUGUGCCUUGUUUGUGUCUCGUGUGUGUGUGUGUGCCUUGUUUGUGUGUUGUGUGUGUGUGUGUGCCUUGUUUGUGUCUCGUGUGUGUGUGUGUGCCUUGUUUGUGUGUUGUGUGUGUGCCUUGUUUGUGUCUCGUGUGUGUGUGUGUGUCUCGUGUGUGUGUGUGUGUGUGUGUGUGUGUGUGCCUUGUUUGUGUCUCGUGUGUGUGUGUGUGCCUUGUUUGUGUGUUGUGUGUGUGUGCCUUGUUUGUGUCUCGUGUGUGUGUGUCUUCCAGCAGCCAGCUCCAGUUGGCUGGUGUCUUCUCUGAGUGAGACCAAGGCCCACCAGAUCAUGCAGCAGAAAGCCGCCACCUUCAUCCACUUCAACCAGCGGCAGCUCUCGCGCAUCUACCCCUCCUCCUACCGCGUGGACUCUUCCAACUUCAACCCCCAGCCCUUCUGGAACGCUGGAUGCCACCUGGGUACGGGGUACAUUUCCAGAUUUAAACUUUUAACAUGUUUGAUCAUGUUGAGCCCCACGCUAUCCAGUGAAUUCUCCAAUGGCUCCCUAAGACAUAAUUUGGUUCCAUUUGCCCAAACAUUUUCUUAUUAAAAGUGUAAUUCAAAUGUUUUUUUUCACUUAUUUGAAAUGUUUUGAUUUGUGUGGUUUUCAGUGGCGUUGAACUACCAGUCGGAGGGGAGAGUGCUCCAGCUGAACAGAGCCAAGUUCAGUAGCAAUGGCAACUGUGGCUACAUCUUGAAGCCGGCCAGUAUGUGUGAAGGUGGGCAGCAGCAUCCUCACAUUGAUUUCAUAGCAAAGGGUCGUAUUCACAAGUGCACACCGUAGCAAAAAAAUUUACAACAGAAAACGAAAAUGAGCGUUUCUUAUUUGACAAGUUCAGGUAGUCCCUUCCUGUUUCAGUUUUGUUUUCUUCAGUUUUGUUCAUAUUGAAUAUGACCCAGGUAUCUACCAUGGGAAAGAGUAAGUCUUUUUGUCCCUCCCUGCCUCAUGUAGGUGCCUUUAACCCCAUGAUAGAGGACCCAUUUCCAGGGCAGAUGAAGAAACAACUGGUGCUGAAGAUCAUCAGUGGGCAGCAGCUGCCAAAGCCCAAAGACUCCAUGCUGGGGGACAGAGGAGAGGUAAUUAUUUAUUUUUGUUCAUUUUAAAAAAUGCAGAUUUCAUAUGUAUGCCAAACAUUCUUUUUCCAAAGGAGCUUUUUAUGUAUUUAUUUUGAGGAAUAUCCAAAACAUCAAUCAUUUGUAGGUCAGAUUCACACAGAAUGUCCCUAUCACAGGAGGCUGCUGAGGGGAGGACAGCACAUAAUAAUGGCUGGAAUGGAAUGGUACAGUGCCUUGCAAAAGUAUUCAUCCCCCUUGGCGUUUUUCCUAUUUUGUUGCAUUACAACCUGUAAUUUAAAUUGAUUUUUAUUUGGAUUUCAUGUAAUGGAAAUACACAAAAUAGUCCAAAUUGGUGAAGUGAAAUGAAAAAAUAACUUUUUUCAAAAAAUUCUAAAAAAGAAAUAACGGAAAAGUGGUGCAUGCAUAUGUAUUCAACCCCUUUGCUAUGAAGCCCCUAAAUAAGAUCUGGUGCAAACAAUUACCUUCGGAAGUCACGUAAUUACUUAGAUUGCACACAGAUGGACUUUAUUUAAGUGUCACAUGAUCUCAGUAUAUAUACACCUGUUCUGAAAGGCCCCAGAGUCUGUAACACCACUAAGCAAGGGGCACCACCAAGCAAGCGGCACCAUGAAGACCAAGGAGCUCUCCAAACAGAUCAGGGACAGAGUUGUGGAGAAGUACAGAUCAGGGUUGGGUUAUAAAAAUAUAUCUGAAACUUUGAACAUCCCACAGAGCACCAUUAAAUCCAUUAUAAAAAAUUGGAAAGAAUAUGGCACCACAACAAACCUGCCAAGAGAGGUCCAAAACUCACGGACCAGGCAAGGAGGGCAUUAAUCAGAGAGGCAACAAAGAGACCAAAGAUAACCCUGAAGGAGCUGCAAAGCUCCACAGCGGAGAUUGGAGUAUCUGUCCAUAGGACCACUUUAAUACGCACACGACACAGAGCUGGGCUUUACGGAAGAGUGGCCAGAAAAAAGCCAUUGCUUAAAGAAAAAAAUGAGCAAACAUGUUUGGUGUUCACCAAAAGGCAUGUGGGAGACUCCCCAAACAUAUGGAAGAAGGUACUCUGGUCAGAUGAGACUAAAAUUGAGCUUUUUGGCCAUCAAGGAAAACGCUAUGUCUGGUGCAAACCCAACACCUCAUCACCCCGAGAACACCAUCCCCACAGUGAAGCAUGGUGGUAGCAGCAUCAUGCUGUGGGGAUGUUUUUCAUCAGCAGGGACUGGGAAACUGGUCAGAAUUGAAGGAAUGAUGGAUGGCGCUAAAUACAGGGAAAUUCUUGAGGGAAACCUGUUUGUCUUCCAGAGAUUUGAGACUGGGACGGAGGUUCACCUUCCAGCAGGACAGUGACCCUUAGCAUACUGCUAAAGCAACACUCGAGUGGUUUAAGGGGAAACAUUUAAAUGUCUUGGAAUGGCCUAGUCAAAGCCCAGAUCUCAAUCCAAUUGAGAAUUUGUGGUAGGACUUAAAGAUUGCUGUACACCAGCGGAACCCAUCCAACUUGAACAACAACCUCUCCCUUAACGUGACCAAGACAAAGGAGAUGAUUGUGGACUACAGAAAAAAAAAAGAGGACUGAGCACGCCCCCAUUCUCAUCGACGGGGCUGUAGUGGAACAGGUUGAGAGCUUCAAGUUCCUUGGUGUCCACAUCACCAACGAACUAUCAUGGUCCAAACACACCAAGACAGUCAUGAAGAGGGCACGACAAAGCCUAUUCCCCCUCAGGAGACUGAAAAGAUUUGGCAUGGGUCCUCAGAUCCUCAAAAAAUUCUACAGCUGCACCAUCGAGAGCAUCCUGACUGGUUGCAUCACCGCCUGGUAUGGCAACUGCUUGGCCUCCGACCGCAAGGCACUACAGAGGGUAGUGCGUACGGCCCAGUACAUCACUGGGUCCAAGCUUCCUGCCAUCCAGGACCUCUAUACCAGGCGGUAUCAGAGGAAGGCCCUCAAAAUUGUCAAAGACUCCAGCCACCCUAGUCAUAGACUGUUCUCUCUGCUACCGCACGGCAAGCGGUACCGGAGUGCCAAGUCUAGGUCCAAAAGACUUCUCAACAGCUUCUACCCCCAAGCCAUAAGACUCCUGAACAGCUAAUCAUGGCUACCCAGACUAUUUGCACUGCCCCCCCACCCCAUCCUUUUUACGCUGCUGCUACUCUGUUAAUUAUUUAUGCAUAGUCACAUUAACUCUACCCACAUGUACAUAUUACUUCAACUACCUCAACUAGCCGGUGCCCCCGCACAUUGACUCUGCACCGGUACCCCCCUGUAUAUAUAGCCUCCCUACUGUUAUUUUAUUUUACUUCUGCUCUUUUUUUUCUCAACACUUUUUUGUUGUUGUUUUAUUUUUACUUUUUUUGUUAAAAAUAAAUGCACUGUUGGUUAAGGGCUGUAAGUAAGCAUUUCACUGUAAUGUCUGCACCUGUUGUAUUCGGCGCAUGUGACCAAUACAAUUUGAUUUGAUUUGAAGGAGCUGGAGCAGUUUUGCCUUGAAGAAUGGGAAAAAAUCCCAGUGGCUAGAUGUGCCAAGCUUAUAGAGACACCCCAAGAGACUUGCAGCUGUAAUUGCUGCAAAAGGUGGCUCUACAAAGUAUCGACUUUGGGGGGGGUUGAAUAGUUAUGCACGCUCAAGUAUUCUGUUUUUUUGUCUUAUUUCUUGUUUGUUUCACCCCCAAAAAUAUUUUGCAUCUUCAAAGUGGUAGGCAUGUUGUGUAAAUCAAAUGAUACAAACCCCCAAAAAAUCAUUUUAAUUCCAGGUUGUAAGGCAACAAAAUAGGAAAAAUGCCAUGGGGGGAUGAAUACUUUCACAAGCCGCAGUAUCAACCACAUGGAAAACAUAUUUGACGUGUACGAUACCAUUCCGUUCCAGCAUUACUAUGAGCCCGUCCUCCCCAAUUAAGGUGCCACCAGCCGCCUGUGGUCCCUAUUAGUACUACUGCUACUACUUGGUUUGGUGAAGCCUCUAACUUCUCUGUCCAUCUGCCUUGUCAGAUUAUCGACCCCUUUGUGGAGGUGGAGAUCAUUGGUAUACCAGUGGACUGCUGUAAGGAACAGACCAGGGUGGUGGACGACAAUGGUGGGUAUGCUUGAAUAAUAAGUUGGCUAAAUGUAUAUUGCACCGGCUACUAUGUCCUAUAGGUUGGGUUAAGUCGGGUGUUUAGACGAGUUUGUGUGUGUCAUGUAUAAUUGAGGUUAGCACCGGAGCAGUGCACUGCCAGCACCACUUGGUCUCCAGACACACAGUACCUGAAUAAGUUAUGCUGAGCCAGCUCUCUAACUCGUCUCUCUCUAUAUCUCUCGCGCUCUUUCUCUCCCUCCCCUCUCUUCUACUAUAUUCUCGCGCUCUUCUCCUAACCGCGCCCUCGCUCCACUCUCUCGCCCUCCCUCCCUACCUUCUCCUCCCUCUCUCCUCCUCUCCUUCACUCAGCUCCGGCCUCUCUCUCGCUCUCCCUCUCCCCCUCGUCUCCUACUCUCCCCCUCAUCUUCCUACUCUCCCCUCUAUCCUACCCUACUCUCCCCCUCCUCCUCCUACUUUCGCCCCUCGCCUCUCGCCUACGCUUCUCCCUCUCUCCUACCUCUUUCUUUCUUGCACCCUCUCGCUCUCUCCCUCCUCCUCCUCCUCCUCUCUCACUCUCUCGCCCCUCUCCUCCUACUCUCUCGCUCUCUCCCUACUCUCCCCCUCUCCCCCCUCUCUCCAACUCCGCCCCCGCUCUCCUACUCUCCCCCUCUCUCGCUAUCUCCCCCUCUCUCCUACUCCUCCCCUCUCUCCUACUCUCCCCCUCUCUCCUACUCUCUCUCCGACUUCCCAUCCUCGCCUACUCUCGCUACUCUCCCUACCCCCCCCUUUCCUUCUCCUCUCUCUCUCCCCCUCUCUCCUCCUCUCUCCUUCCUCUCCCCCUCUCUACCCCUCCCCCUCUCUCCUACGUCCUCCCCCCUCUCUCCUACUCCCCCCUCUCUCCUACUCUUGCUCCCACUUUCUCUCCCUCCUCUCCCGCCUCUCCUCCUCUCUCCCUUCUCUCUCUCCCCUUUCCUUCUUCCCCCCUCUCUCUCUCCCCCUCUUCCCCCUCUCACUCUCCCCCUCCUCUCCCCCCUCUCCUACUCUUUCCCCCCUCCUCCUACUCUCUCCGUUCCCACUUCUCUCCCUCCCCUCUCCCUCUCUCCUCUCCCCUCUCUCCCCACCUUUUCUUUCUUGCACUCUCUCCUCUCCUCCUCUCUCUCCUCACUCUCUCUCCCUCCCUCUCUCCUACUCUCCCUCCCUCUCUCCUACUCUUUCUCUCUGUCCAUACAUCUCCAACUCACUGCCCAUCUCAAUCUCUCUCUCACUCGCCCUCUCUCUCUCCCUUUGUCUAUUUCUCUAUUUCCUCUCACACUUUAAAUCUGGCCCACGUCUUCUCUUUCUCCACCCGUCCCUCUCCACCCUUUUUCUGUCCUCUUCCUCUCUCUCUCUUCCUUGCUGUCCUGUCCCGUCCCCCCUCUCUCCUCUCAAGGCUUUAACCCCAUGUGGGAGGAGACCCUGGUGUUCAUGCUGCACAUGCCCCAGCUGGCGCUGGUCCGUUUCCUGGUGUGGGACCACGACCCCAUCGGCCAGGACUUCAUUGGCCAGCGCACCAUCGCCUUCAACAGCAUGAUACCAGGUACCUACAUCCUCCUCCUCCUUCGCUCCAGCAAACCCCCAACCACUACUGUGAUGUGGUAAAGGGCUGGCCGUCAGACACUCACCUGGACUAUUGUGUUAGUAUAGGGCAGGGAUCAUCUACUAGAUUCAGCCGCGGCCCGAUUUGUUUCUUGAGCGGCUGGUCAGGGGGCCGGAACAUAAUUACAAAUAAUUUGUAGACUGCAAAUUGACAGCAAGACGCUAAAACAGAUAAAAUAUUUCACUAGAACAUAAUCAUUUCAAACCUUGCUUACAUACAGUGUAUCUCUCUAUUAUGCGUGGGAAUACUUUAGAACAGGUUUCCCAAAGUUAAAUCACUUGGAGCUGAUUUGCUGGUGUUUUUACAGUCUUAUGUCCCCCCCCCCAAAAAAAACUUGGGGACAAACAAAAUCACGCCAAAUUCUACCCGUGGGCCGUCAGUAGGGUAACCCUGGUAUAGGCUGUGUGUGUUAGUUGUGUUAUUGUGUAUAUAGUUGUUAGCAGUUUGUGUACUAGUGUUAUGGUUUGUACUGGGAACAGUUCAGUAUAUGUGUUUUAGUUUAUACUAUAUACUGUAGUUGAUAUAGUUGUUAGUAGUUUUAUGGUUUGUACUGGGAGCAGUUUAUCCCUAAUGAUUGUUGUGCUAUUUGAAGACUUUUGAGGCUUUCUCUGAUUUUAGUAGUGUUUCAUUGAUCUUCUAACAGAGCGUCCUGAGAUAUGGAACAUUGCUCUGUUUCCUUGUCGCCGGGCUCAUUGUCUUGACGUGUGUGUCCUGUGUUUUCUUUAGGUUAUCGCCACGUGUACUUGGAAGGUAUGGAGGCGGCAUCCAUCUUUGUUCAUGUGUCUGUACAUGACGUCACUGGUAAGGUAGGUAGUAAGGGAGGUGGCGAGGGUAUUACACACACAAUGCCUUUUGUUUUGUAUACAAGGGUUUGUCCUUUUUAAUUGGAAAACUUGAAUUGUGCGUCUCUCAAUAAUUUUACAUUGGACUAAAUAAAGAAUAAGUUCUGCUCCAAAUACUUUUCAACACAAUAUUUCAGUUAGAAUUGAAGUGAGUUUUCCCCCUAUUCAUCAACAGAUGGUGGUUAUUGAAAGGGAAAAAAAGUGUCCAUUAUUAUACAGAUGAAGGAUCGUGAGUGCCAAAGCUGGAAAUAAAUAUAAUAAUUGAAAAAUCUAUUCAAUUAGGAGCUCUCGCUAAUUGCCCCGGUCGCAGCUCAAUCGAGAAGAAUUAAUCAGAGAUGGCUAAUUAAGUAAUGAAGUCCUUAGCGGCAGCCAACCACGUCCCUGACAUCCCAGCUGUGUCAUCUGUGCGUUACAGUUGAGUGGCAGCAGCCACCGUUCUGACAAUUAGCACGUUUUAAAUGUGGACAGACAUAGAGUACAGUCGCCUCAAUAGUGAUUUAUAUUUUCUUUGAGCCAGAUGAUACUUUCCCUGUAGCCAGGCAGUGAUAUGCACUUGUAUUUAUGAUAUAGGAUUUUUAGAUUACUGACUCAAGGCACUCUCAGUUGAGGUACAGUCGACUUUGGAUAAAUCUAACGCUGUUGGACUGUCGUAACAUGUUGCAUUAAACCAGAAAAGCCGUUAGAAAUAAUGGAGUUCAUUGAAUUGGUAUUGGAAAACUGUAGGCAUAUUAUAUUACAGUUUGCACUUAUCCAAAGUGUUCUUAUCGGGAGUCAAUCAAUGCACGUUGGAUCAAAUGAAACAAUUGACUACUAGAGAACUGAAACCAUCUUUCCAUAGUUUGACUAUCUACUAGAGAACUGAAACCAUCUUUCCAUAGUUUGACUAUCUACUAGAGAACUGAAACAUCUAUGCCUAGCUACUACUGAAACCUCUAUGCCUAGCUACUACUGAAAACAUCUAUGCCUAGCUACUACUGAAACCGUCUAUGCCUAGCUACUACUGAAACCUCUAUGCCUAGCUACUACUGAAACCUCUAUGCCUAGCUACUACUGAAACCUCUAUGCCUAGCUACUACUGAAACCUCUAUGCCUAGCUACUACUGAAACCUCUAUGCCUAGCUACUACUGAAACCUCUAUGCCUAGCUACUACUGAAACCAUCUAUGCCUAGCUACUACUGAAACCUCUAUGCCUAGCUACUACUGAAACCUCUAUGCCUAGCUACUACUGAAACCUCUAUGCCUAGCUAAUACUGAAACAUCUAUGCCUAGCUACUACUGAAACCUCUAUGCCUAGCUACUACUGAAACCUCUAUGCCUAGCUAAUACUGAAACAUCUAUGCCUAGCUACUACUGAAACGUCUAUGCCUAGCUACUACUGAAACCUCUAUGCCUAGCUACUACUGAAACAUCUAUGCCUAGCUACUACUGAAACCUCUAUGCCUAGCUACUACUGAAACCUCUAUGCCUAGCUACUACUGAAACCUCUAUGCCUAGCUACUACUGAAACCUCUAUGCCUAGCUACUACUGAAACCUCUAUGCCUAGCUACUACUGAAACCUCUAUGCCUAGCUACUACUGAAACCUCUAUGCCUAGCUACUACUGAAAUGGUCAUUAUUCUUUUAGUUCUAUACUGCAUUCUAUUGUCUUUGUCAUCAACACAUACUGUAAAUGACCACACCGUUCAUAUCUCGUCCUGUUUCCAGAUCUCCUCUUUGUCAGCUGUGACUGUAUGUGAAUCUAUUUGCUGUACUCUCCCUUGCUUCCUUCCCCCUCCGUUCCCCCUCUCACUCCCUCUCCGUUCUCUCGCUCCCUCUCCGUUCCCCCUCUCUCUCUCUGAUCUCUCUCUCUCUGUCUGUUUGUGAUUUCAGUUGACCCCUCUUUGUCUAAACGCCGCUUUUAGAGGCAGAAAAUUGUUAGGAGUCCUGAAGGCGCCACUCAGAACCCAGGUGUAGUGAAAUCCAAUCAGCACCCUGCAUGCGCCACAUGCCCCUUCCCUGCCACCCCAGUGAUUUCGCCCACCUGCCCCCACAAGCCAGUCGCGUCCACCCGUAGAUGCUAACUCAUGCCGAACAUGAGUUGCGAACAUGAUUGUGACAGCUUGACUCGCCAGCAUCCUCCAUCGACCCAAAGUAGAUCCAAUGUCACUAACCUGCGCCGGAGGGAGGGAGGGAGACACACACAAAAACAGGGGACUAGAGGCCUGCCAAGUGGACAGUAUUUUCACCAUACUCAGGAGAUCCUCAGCAUGGCACACGACAGGGGUAUACAGUUCCUACUGUGUAUACCACUUGAAUGAAGAAAAAAAUGACAAUUUGUCAACGUUGUAAAACAUGCACUCAGUCAGACUUGGGGGGGGGGGGGGUGUUACGCCACUGACCAGACUCCGAUGUCAAAUGUGUUCUGGGUAAUGUCUGCCGUCGGUGUGUGUUUAGUCACCUUUCAGUCUAGGUGUAAUUCCACUUCGAUCUACUUGAUGACAUUGGGUUGCUGCGCAUCGUGCUGAAAGGCAAGCAUUUUUAAAUGAACACACACACACACGAACGCCAGUCAUAAUGUCUCAGUGCAAAGAGUGUUACAGCAGGUAACCCAGUGUUAUUUCGAUCGGUGAAUGUCAAAUUGUGACCUCCAUCUUGACCUCCCACCCCCACUCUGUACAUGGUGACCUCCCACCCCCCUCCCAUGUACAGUACUGUAUGUCAGUACUGUAUGUUCUGGUAAAUGCUUAUUGUGAACCUGUUCAUGAUGUUGGUUUUCUUUUGCCUCGUCUCUUGUUCUCAGGGCAAGGUGGCCAGCGGCAUCAAAGGGCUGUUUCACAGAAACCCAAAGCAGGCUUCUCUCGACAGCCAUGCUGCUGCACAGCUUAGCCAUAAGCAACCGUUCGGCGCCCACCUGCUGCGCCGCACGGCCAGCGCGCCCACCAAAGUCCAGCCCAAGGUCAAGAAGGGCUUCCCCGAGAUCGCCAUCGACACCAAAGACUACCGCUCAGAAGGCACCAGCGAGGACCGGGAGUCAGAGGACAGGGACCUCAAUGCUUCCUCCCAGCCCCCGCUGCUCCACCAGCACAACUGGGACACCACGGCUGGCGCUGCCCCCACCGCAUCACGCCAGGGCACCAACAAGCACCACGGCACCAACAAGGCUUUCCACCCCAACGAGGGCAAAGGUAAGGGCUCACCUCGCUUCCUCCGAUAUUCCAUGAGCGAGCCCCUAAAGCAGGUCAAUUGGCUGCGCUGCCACGACUCCCUGAAUGAGAAACCUGGAGUGUUCGCCCGCGUGGCCCUCAACAGCAGUGGCAGGAUGGGGGUGUCCUCCAACUGUAUGAACUGUAAUUAGCUCCAAGGAAAGCCCAGAGACGGAGAGGAAGUUCAAGGAUGAGGAGAAAUGGGGAGAGAGGCCCAAGGCGUGGACAGAGAGGCCUGAGAAAGCCGCCCGCUACCCCACUCCCUCUAGGCAGGUUCAACCCGAGCCCAUGCCCAUGCCCAAACCACAGGCCCUGGCCGCAGCGCAGCCUGAUGAGUCCCUGCCCCUGCUCCAGCCCCAGGCGUUCUUCCAACCUAUCCCCUUCCCAAAGUCCCGGGCCAAAGCCAGACAAACUCUGGACACCUGGCACACUGAGAGGAACGCCUGCUCCUGCAUCAUGCCCCGCCGGCGCUUCCCCUCCCCUCCAACCACUCCGCAUGCAACGCUCACCCCCGACUGCUGGAGCAGCCUGCACUGGCAGUGCGCCCCGCUGCCCAACUACGGCAGAGCUUGUGGCCCGGUCAAGGCCCCUCAUACUACCAUCAUUAGCUCCGACUGCGACAGCUUGUCGGUCAGCGACAGUUGCAGCAGCUGUGACAGCCUGGGCAGCCUCGAGCUGGCCCCUAUGCUGCCCCCGCAAGGGGUCCUUGACAGCGGCAGGCAUGCCGUGGGCACCCUGCAGCGCGAGAUGAACCUCCUCUUUGCUCAGAUGAUGGACGAGCUGCACAGUAAAUCCCCCAUGUUCUUUGCCGGUAAGGUGGAGCUGCCAUUGCAGUGCCCACAGUAGUACCCAUAAAGGUGUCUUAGAAGCACUCAUAGCAGUCCCUUACAGCUGCCAUAGUGAGCCCAUUGUGCAGUGCUGAUCCCCUAGUUGUAAGCCAUGUGCUGUGAGCUGUCCCCCCCAGAGGACCCACCCUUCAGAGAGUCAAUAUCUAUGGGUUUGUACUGUAGUCUAGACCCCAGGUCCCAUCACUAAUCAAAAUCUCCCUUUUGUCUAGACCUCCACUUCUUCCACCAAUCAAAUUUCCCUUUAGUGUUCUAGAGCUCCGGUCCUCUCACCACUCAGUCACCCUUUUGUCUAGACCAACUCUGGACCUCGGUUCCACUGGUUUUUUUCUUUCCGUUUUUUGCCUUCUAACCAGGGCUGAUUUAGACCUGGCACACCGGGUGGGUGCAAUUAUUUAUCAGGUAGAACAGAAAACCAGCAGGCUCCGGACCUCGUAGGGUCAGAGUUGAGUACCUCUGUUCUAGACCGCCGAUCCCCUCACCAAUCAAAAUCUCCUUUAGCUCAUUAGCACAAAAAUUCCCAUUAAAUACCCAUCGUGAUUAGAAUUGAUCAACUCGAUGGCACUGAAAGGCAGUGCAUAAUUGUAAUAAUGUGUAGCAAACUAGUAAUAAGUUAUAAGAAAAAUAUUUAAUCAUUCUGUUCCCAACAGAUAAAAGUACAGCUGGUGAGUGGAGGACCUGUAACUGUUGUGAAAUGUCAAUAAUAAAAUAAAAAAAGCUCAAUUCACCAUUCUAUGGAAUGGACACUACCUUGUUUGACUGCAGAAAGGCCCUUUAUCGCUCUAGAACUCAACCCCUUGGUAACACUGAACAUAAAACACCCCCCCCCCCCCCCAACAGUGAAAGAGCCAAACCAUCAUAUGACUUGACCUGGGGGGAGCCCUCCACCCACCGGUCCAAACCAUGAUGAACACCAGACUUAGUAUCUCCCACUCAAUGCAUUACAUCAGAGGAAAUCACGAGUUGAUCCUUUUUUGGGGGGGGGGGGGGGGUGGAAGGUUGUUUCUUCCUUUGGGUCUUAGAUUUAUGUCGAUGUUGCAAUGAAGGAUGUUCACCAUACAUUUAGCACAACAAAUUUCUAUUCUAUUACUCGUCAAAGAAUAUUCCACAACUUUUCUCUUCAAUCGUUAAACUCUGCUUCAGCUGCUGCCCUUCGCUUAACAAAGGGGCUCUCUUGUGUUACUGGCUGUAAUUAGUUGUGAUAGAGUACAACUUGUGUUCACAACACAGUAUAUUUCAGUGGACGAUCUGUUGUAGACAUGUGAAGUCGAUCGUUUUGUCCUUUAUAAUUGAGUAGUAUUCUGAUAAGUUACCUUAUCAACUUGCUUAAAUGCACUGUUGCUUCAGCGCUCUCCUCUGCUCUGUUGCUUCAGCGCUCUCCUCUGCUCUGUUCUCUCUCAUUCCUCCAGUUGUGCUAACCUCUUUGUUCCGUCCCUCUUGCAUGCUCUCUCUGUUCCUAGUGCAGAAUUGAGGGGAUGACCAAAGCCAGGUACAGACCCUUGAAUGUUGCAGCGCCUCUCCCUGUCUCUGUUCUUCACGCUGCCUUGACUGUCUUCAUACCCUCCUUCACCACUCGCUGUGCCUUGACUGUCUCUACCUCGCUUCACUCCUUCACCACUACUUGCCUGACUGUCUCAUAACCCCCUUACCUCACACACCUGUGCCUGACUGUCUCAACCCCUCCUCAGCGUCACCCCUUCUCUCCUUCACUGUGCCUUGACUGUCUUCAUAACCCCCCUUCACCCACUCACUGUGCCUUGACUGUCUUCAUAACCCUCCUUCACUCCCUUCACCCACUCACUGUGCCUUGACUGUCUUCAGAACCCUCCUUCACUCCCUUCACCAUCUGUCCUUACUGCUUCAUAACCUCUCACUCCUUCACCACAACUGGACCUGGUCAUACCUACCUUCACCCAUAGCACUGUUGCUUGACUUCUUCAAUUUACCUCCUUAUCACUAUCACCCACUCACUGGCCUGACUGUCUUCAUAACCUCUUCACUGCCUUCACCACUCGUGGCUUGACGUCUUCAAACCCUCUCACUCCAUUCACCCACUGCACGUGUGCUUGACUGUCUUAUAACCCUCCUUCACCCACUCACUGUGCUGACUGUCUCAUACCUCUUUAUCACCACACUGUGCUGACGGUCUAUACUCCUCAUCCCUUACCACUCAUGUGCCUGACUGUUUCAUAACCCUCCUUCACUCCUUACACCACUCACGUGCCUUGACUGCUCAUAACCCUCUUCCCCAUCACUGUGCUUUGACUGUUCAUAACCCUUCAUUCCCUUACCACUCAUGUGCCUUGACUGUUCAUACUCCUCACUCUGACCCACACUUGCUUGCGUCUUACCUCCUUCACUCCCUUCACCACUCCUGUGCCUUGACUGUUUCAACCUCCUUCACUCCCUUCACCCACUCACUGUGCCUUGACUGUCUUCAUAACCCUCCUUCACUCCCUUCACCCACUCACUGUGCCUUGACUGUCUUCAUAACCCUCCUUCACUCCCUUCACCCACUCACUGUGCCUUAACUGUCUUCAUAACCCUCCUUCACUCCCUUCACCCACUCACUGUGCCUUGACUGUCUUCAUAACCCUCCUUCACUCCCUUCACGUAGUCUCUCUGCCAUGUAAGCACUGUGUACGCAGACUGGAACAGGGACUACCUGAACUUCUCCAAUAGGAAACACUUGUUUUUGAUUUCCGUUGCAAAAAGUGUUGCUACGUUAUGCACUAAUGAAUAUGGCCACACUUUGUCGUCAACACACUUUGCACUGUGUUAGGGCAAGCAUGUCGAGGUUGAGCUAGGGACACAGAUUUCACGAGAAUUAACUGGGAGUGUUUGACUGUGUUUGGGGCACAUGGAGUCUCACUGUCUGAAUCAUCAUUACAGUCAUAAACUACACUGCUAGGUAUUCCCAUUCCACCAUUACCAUAUUGCUCUGUUUUCAGGUCAGAACCAUCCUGGUCAUCAGUGUAUGCACGCAAUUCAUCAUUAUGAAUAUUGAUCCUUUAGGCAUCAAUCAGUCUUUUAAAACUGAAGCGUUACAGAUUCCGUGAUAGAAAUGUAAAGGUAAUUUCAGAUUGAGACGACAUAUGCAGCGUUUACCGUGAAUACAGUCUCCACUAAAGCGGGAACAUUGCAUUUAAAUCACGCUGUGAAAGACUUCCAGGAUGUGGUUUGAACCCUUAAAGCAUAUGUUGAAUGGCAGUUAUGUUUAGUGUGAAACAUCAUGUUCAUGUAUAUACUGUAUGCAUCAUAAUACUCACAUAACGAUACUAUACGUACAGUAUGCUACUUGUAGUAACCAUUUUGACUGUUGAUAAUGAAUGUAGUCGUUCUUCUCUUUUACCCCCAGACCAUUCCACAGCACAGAGACCAGCUCCCCCUAUUCGACUGCUCGCACCAAUCGCUGAUGAACUGGGGGACCGCCAUCUCACUCACUCCUCUUCCACUCCAGUAGACCACUCAUCCAUACGUCACUCCCCACCUCCACCGCUCCCUACAUCCACAGCAAUCACCAUCUUCACCCUAUCCCCUGCUUCUAAGAGUGAGGCGGACAGUUCCGUCAACGGUAGGGGGGAGGAGGGUCCCGUCAACGGUAGGGGGGAGGAGGGUCCCGUCAACGGUAGGGGAGAGGAGGGUCCCGUCAACGGUAGGGGGGAGGAGGGUCCCGUCAACGGUAGGGGAGAGGAGGGUCCCGUCAAGUGCGGGGGGGACAACAAGAGACCCCCUGCCCUUCACAGGACCACCUCGGCCCCCGUGGUACCCACCCCCGGGGUGGGACCUGACCCCAAAGACCUGAACCCCUCACAGUACAGCAGAGACCCCCGGGUCGACGAUGGCACCUCGUCACCCAUGGAGCGCGCUCCAAGCCGAGCGGAAGCACCGUAUACUCAUUCAGAGUACACAAAGGACGACGCAGAGCUCAAGACCGAGCCAAGCGCAGAGUCUCCUGUUCCUCUCGCCGACCCCUCUGUAGACUCCAGCCCUCUGGAAGUCCAGGCCCUGAGAGCGCUGUUUGGCGGCAGCCCGAAGAACACGCCCGUCAGAAGGACCAAAAGUGAGGGCCACGUGCGGGCGGUUGCAGUGGGGCAGCAGCAGUCAUCAGCCAUGCCAGAGGUGUGCACCGACGCCACCCUGAACGACCGGCUGUGGAGCAAGCUGGAGCCCAAGCCAGGCGGCCACCGAGACAGCGUGUCCUCGUCCUCCAGCAUAUCGUCCAACGACACCGUCAUUGACCUGUCCCUGCCCAACCUGGCCAGGAAGACCCUCACCUGUCUGAGCAGCGGACCCUCCCUGGGCGACGACAUCUUCCCGGACCCACCCUCCUGGGUCAACCGGCCACGCUCGGCCAUUGCCUCCUUCGACACGCCACGGGUCAGCAAGAGCAAGUCCAACCCCAACCUCCUGCAGGGCCACCUGGGGGAGCCAGAGGACGAGCUGCAGCCCAGGCCCCUCGGCGCCCCCAGGGAGCCUCCAGUGGACUCACCCAGCAGAAUAACCCAGAGGAGGCACACCUGGAGCCGCCUCUACAUGGAAGGGCUGAAGCAAUCCUCCCCCCCAGCCAAGAAGCCCUCUGCAGUAGCAGCCCUUGCUGCUUCCGCCACCAGCCCCCUGGAUACCGGGGCCUCUAUGUCCAAGAGCCUGGGGGACUUGACCUCGGAUGACAUCGCCUGCAACUUUGACAGCAAGUACCGCAGCAUCAGCCGCAGCUUCAGCAUUAGGCCUUCCCGGAAUGACCCGCGGCGGGGUUACCCUAACCCCCAGAGGCCCCGGCUGCCCAGCGACCUGACUGAGCAGCUGAGGAGGCUGACGGACGUGGAGCCCCUGACGGCUCGCGACUUCGCCCCCCAGGUGCAGCAGGGGCCCCUGGCGGAGGCUCAGGAGGAGCCCCCGCUACGGAGGACGUCGUCCCGGAGCCAGAGCAGGGUGCGCUACAUCGCCAAAAGGGCCAAGCAGGCCCAAGAGAGGCAGAGGCUGCAGGGUCUCAACCAGCCUCACCCCGCUACUGGCGCUGCUAACACUAGCAUUAGCGGUGGCGGUAGCCCCAUGGAGGAGCGGGGGAACCCGGAGGGGGCGUGCUGCGUAGCCCGGAGCCCCUGCGCUAGCCUGGACCUGCUGAGCCAGCUCAGCCCCCCAGGGCCCCCUAACAGACAGUCCCAGACAUCCCUGAACUCUGACAACGACGAGGUCUUUUUCAUGCUCCAGCUCUGA